AACGCGCUCUCGCUUCUCUCUCUCUAUUUCUUCCUCCGCCACUGAUCUCUUUCUGAACUGGCACCUAUAAAUUUGAGAAGCAACUCAUCCUUUUUUUCAUUUACGAGGAACGCCCCCAAUCUUUCUCCCUCUCUGGGUCUCUCCUUCUCCUCAUCCAACCAAAUCCAACACUCUCUUUCUCUCUCUCUCUCCCCACAAAUGAAAAGGAAAGCUCGAUUUUAGAGGACAAUUAAGAAGAAAAGAUACACAGUCUUUUCAAUCUCUUCUUUACUGUUCGAUCCUUUCUCUGAAACUUCACUUCAUUUCUUUUCUCAACUCUCUUUUCCCUAUCAGACGGCAGAGCAAUGAGAACAGAUAUGAGGAAGAUCUCGAAGUCUGCGUGGCCCAAAAUAGUUGCCCGGAAAUGGUUAAAUAUACAGAGUGGAGCAGACGAGUUUCAUUCCGACUAUUGCGUAAGAGACAGAACAGAAAGAAGGAAGAGCUGCUCAGACGAGGACUAUUACGUUUUCGUACCGGAAGAUUUUUCAGGUAGUUUGACUUAGACCAGAACUUUGCUAAUGGUUUCGUUUUGCUUUGGAUCUCAACCGUCAAAUAAUCUAAUCUCACUACACAAAAAUUUUACCUUUUAGCGCCUCUGAGCCGUCAGAUCGAUGGCUUUACUUUGAUUGAUUAUGAUUGAACGUCGGAAACAAAAAGAAGGAUGGUUGAUGGAAGCCAGCAGUGGACCUAAACGGAAAAUGGAACCGGGAAAACCACUUGCCACAGGUUCUCUUAAUCUCAGAAUGUUCGUGGGGACAUGGAAUGUUGGAGGGAAGUCUCCCCAUGAUGGCCUCAACUUGAGAGAUUGGCUAAAGUCACCUGCUCCUGCCGACAUUUAUGUUCUAGGGUUCCAGGAAAUUGUGCCCCUGAAUGCAGGGAACGUACUUGGGGCAGAAGACAAUGGCCCAGCUGUUAAGUGGCUUUCCCUCAUUCGACAAGCACUUAACAGCAACAAGAAUGGCCAGGAAGUCCCUCAAUAUUACAACAAUACGGCUGAAUUAAAGCAUUCAUCUUCACCACAGUCUGAUCAACAAGCUUGCAUCAAACCUAGACUCAGCUUCUCUGACUUGCUGUCAUUAGAAGAUGAGCUUGGAAAUGAAGAUUUUGAAAGAUUACUAAACUGGAAUUCAAAAUUAAGCUCGAGUGAGGAAGCAUCUCCCAGCCCAUCUUGCACCUCUGCAGGCAGUCCAAUGCAGCGGCAUUACUGCCUAGCAGCUAGCAAGCAGAUGGUUGGGAUCUUUUUAUGCGUGUGGGUUCGAGCAGACCUCUACAAACACAUAAGCAAUUUGAAGGUCUCCUGUGUGGGUCGUGGCAUCAUGGGUUACCUAGGCAACAAGGGCUCAAUUUCGAUUAGUAUGACAUUGCACCAGACAACAUUCUGCUUUGUUUGCACGCACUUGACUUCAGGGGAGAAAGAAGGUGAUGAGAUCAGAAGAAAUUCAGAUGUCAGUGAAAUAUUAAAGAAAACAAGGUUUUCUCAUUCAUGUAGAGGUCUUGGUCAGCCUCUUCCUCCUGAAAGUAUAUUAGAUCAUGACAAGAUUAUUUGGCUUGGGGAUUUGAAUUAUCGGCUUGCAGCAGGCUGUGGUGACACACAUGAGCUUCUAAAGAAAAAUGACUGGAAAGCACUUCUGAAGAGAGAUCAGCUAAGGAUAGAACAAAGAGCAGGGAGAGUUUUCAAAGGGUGGGAAGAAGGGAGGAUAUAUUUUGCUCCAACAUACAAGUACCUCAAUAAUUCAGAUAAUUACGUAGUUCAAACCUCAAAAUCUAAAGAAAAACGUCGAACUCCUGCAUGGUGCGACAGAAUCCUGUGGAAAGGUGAAGGUCUUAAACAGAUGUGGUAUGUGAGAGGAGAGUCCAGAUUCUCGGAUCACAGACCUGUUUAUUCUCUUUUCUCUGUUCAGAUCAACCUGUCAAAUUCAAAUUUGAACAAAUCCAAUACUAGCCAUAAAUCUGGUAGAUACUGUCCAGGAAGAUCUUCAGCGAGUUCAGUUUUGCAAUCAGCUUGUAUGGCCAAAGUGCAAGCAGAGGAACUCUUGAUAAUUCCCAGGGCUCAAAGUUACAUACACACAGCCCCUAGGUUACCAUAACUACAAAGUAAAAAAAGCUAAACCUCAUUCUGGAAAUUUUAGACUAUAACCGUCAUUAGUACAGUGAUUUUUUAUUAUGACCAUUGAUUAUGAUAGAUUCGAUAUAGAUAUAUCAUAAUCGAUGAUUAGAAUAUAUCAAUCGUACAUAUAACGGUUAUACACCCAAGUAUAAUUGGAAUUUCUACAGUAUGGAGUGGCGCUGCCUGCAAUACGUGGUGGUGGUUUUCAUGAUGAAAAGGAUAGAGCCAUUUGAUCAAUUAAGGGUGUAUUGCCAGUGGCAUGCCUGCAAUUUUUGACUUGUAAAUAUCUCUUUUUCGGAUAUUGUGUUGAAGGUUUUGUAGAUGCAGGAGAAUUAGGAAGUAAGAAGUGCUCUAGAGAUUGUUUGGAAAUGGGAUUUUAGAGGUGGGAGUCUUCAGUAAGCCUUUUGAUCUGUGAAAUUUUGUUUUCAAGGUAUUAUUAGUGGAAAAUUUAUAAUUCUAUAAAUUUUCUUCUUUCUCACUGAAAUUUCAAAGAACACACCCUCUUGUGUUAUUAAUUUUCAUGUAUGCAAUCUUACGCUGGGGGAACAAUUGUGUAUGUAUCUUGGAAAAACGUGGCUACACUAAUAAUAAUAAUUUAUGGUUAAAUGUAUAGAUGGGCGCUUCAGCUAUUUGAGAAAGGUCAUGGGCAUCUUUUUUGUUUUUUUAACUGCAAUUGAAUUGUAUGGUUGAACAAUUUAUGGUUGAUUUCAUGGAAUUAAUUUACACAUUUGCCCUUC
Messenger RNA from Manihot esculenta (cassava), 2883 nucleotides. Its product is annotated as type I inositol polyphosphate 5-phosphatase 8. The record is from RefSeq and is a predicted model, not a curated record. Gene Ontology annotation, molecular function: phosphatidylinositol-3,4,5-trisphosphate 5-phosphatase activity; phosphatidylinositol-4,5-bisphosphate 5-phosphatase activity; inositol-polyphosphate 5-phosphatase activity. NCBI's taxonomy places the organism in Eukaryota, Viridiplantae, Streptophyta, Magnoliopsida, Malpighiales, Euphorbiaceae. Gene Ontology annotation, biological process: phosphatidylinositol dephosphorylation. The transcript is spliced from 11 exons. Bases 672 to 2126 code for a protein of 484 amino acids.